Molecule: messenger RNA, 1748 nt
Organism: Chrysochloris asiatica (Cape golden mole)
Lineage: Eukaryota; Metazoa; Chordata; Mammalia; Afrosoricida; Chrysochloridae
Gene: EGR2
Product: early growth response 2
Exons: 2
Coding region: 128-1549 (473 amino acids)
Biological process (GO): regulation of transcription by RNA polymerase II
Molecular function (GO): RNA polymerase II cis-regulatory region sequence-specific DNA binding; DNA-binding transcription factor activity, RNA polymerase II-specific
Source: RefSeq, a predicted model, not a curated record
GGUGGCUGUUUUUAAGUGUGGAGGGCAAAAGGAGAUACCAAACCAGGCUCAGUUCAACUCUCCAAAACGGCUUCUCUGACACUCCAGGUAGCGAGGGAGUUGGGUCUCCAGGUUGUGCGAGGAGCAAAUGAUGACCGCCAAGGCAGUAGACAAAAUUCCAGUAACUCUCAGUGGUUUUGUGCACCAGCUGUCUGACAACAUCUAUCCGGUGGAGGACCUUGCCGCCACGUCGGUGACCAUCUUCCCUAAUGCCGAACUGGGAGGCCCUUUUGACCAGAUGAACGGAGUGGCUGGAGAUGGCAUGCUCAACAUUGACAUGACUGGAGAGAAGAGGUCCUUGGAUCUCCCAUAUCCCAGCAGCUUUGCUCCCGUCUCUGCACCUAGAAACCAAACCUUCACUUACAUGGGCAAGUUCUCCAUUGACCCCCAGUACUCUGGCACCAGCUGUUACCCAGAAGGUAUCAUCAACAUCGUGAGUGCAGGUAUCCUGCAAGGGGUCACCUCCCCUGCUUCAACCACAGCCUCGUCCAGCGUCACCUCUGCCUCUCCCAACCCACUGGCCACGGGACCCCUGGGUGUGUGUACCAUGUCUCAGAACCAGCCCGACCUGGACCACCUCUACUCGCCUCCACCACCGCCGCCUCCGUAUUCUGGCUGUGCCGGAGAUCUGUACCAGGACCCCUCGGCCUUCCUGUCAGCAGCCACCACCUCUGCCUCCUCCUCUUCUCUGGCCUACCCUCCACCUCCUUCCUACCCAUCCCCCAAACCAGCCACGGACCCGGGGCUCUUCCCCAUGAUCCCAGACUACCCUGGAUUUUUCCCACCUCAGUGCCAGAGAGACCUACAUGGUGCAGCUGGCCCAGACCGAAAGCCCUUUCCCUGUCCCCUUGAUUCUCUUCGAGUCCCCCCUCCACUUACCCCACUCUCCACCAUCCGCAACUUUACCCUGGGGGGUCCUAGUGCUGGGGCCACAGGGCCAGUGGGCACUGGAGGCAGUGAGGGACCCCGGCUGGCUGGAAGCAGCUCAGCAGCAGUGGCUGCGUCUGCCUAUAACCCACACCACCUGCCACUUCGACCCAUUCUGAGGCCUCGCAAGUACCCAAACAGGCCCAGCAAGACCCCAGUGCAUGAGAGGCCCUACCCAUGCCCAGCAGAAGGAUGUGACCGAAGAUUCUCCCGCUCCGACGAGCUGACACGGCACAUCCGAAUUCACACUGGCCACAAACCCUUCCAAUGUCGGAUUUGCAUGCGCAACUUCAGUCGGAGUGACCACCUCACCACCCACAUCCGCACUCACACUGGCGAGAAGCCCUUUGCCUGUGACUACUGUGGCCGAAAGUUUGCCCGGAGUGAUGAGAGGAAGCGCCACACCAAGAUCCACCUGAGACAGAAGGAGCGGAAGAGCAGUGCCCCAUCCUCCUCAGUGCAGGCUUCAUCCACGGCCUGUGCUGGGGGCACACAGGCCGGGGGAGCUCUGUGCAGCAGUAACAGUGGCACUAUUGCUGGGGGGCCACUCGCCCCUUGCUCGUCUCGGACCAGGACACCUUGAGAUGAGACUCAGGUGGACACAGCAGUUCCAUGAGGCCCCGCAGGCCCUUCAUUCACGCCAGUCCAUGACAAACACUACCACCCUUUCUUGCCCCUCCCUCCUUCCACUGGGCAAGGGACCUUGGUGGAGCCCAGCGCUGCUCCACCUUCUACCUUAAAGCAGGUCCCUCUUAAUACUUGGCCCCUUUAGUCUCUGGUAG